Messenger RNA from Parus major (Great Tit), 1483 nucleotides. It is a transcript of the gene PUDP, whose product is annotated as pseudouridine 5'-phosphatase. Lineage: Eukaryota; Metazoa; Chordata; Aves; Passeriformes; Paridae. The transcript is spliced from 4 exons. The coding region runs from base 371 to 1078 and encodes 235 amino acids. Gene Ontology annotation, molecular function: phosphatase activity. The record is from RefSeq and is a predicted model, not a curated record.
UUUGGUUGGAAAGGACCACCGUGGGUCGUCUGGUCCAACCUCCCUGCUUAAGCAGGGUCAUCCCAGAGCACACUGCACAGAAUUGCAUCCAGACGGUUCUUGAAUAUUUCCAGAGAGGGAGACUCCACAAACUCUCUGAGCAAGAAGCGCUGUUCUGCAAGAGAGGAGGCCCCAAGAAGAGAAAUGGACUUUGCUUUAAAAGUAGAACAAGACAGACAAAGGUACCGCUGGCCCGGCCCGGCCCGCCCCAGGAAGCUGCCACAACCGCCGCCCGUCCGACCGCCCCGUGCCGCUCCCGGCCCGGCAAUCUGGCCCCGCGGCGGCUCCAUCUGCCUCGGCUCCUGCUGCGCUCCGGCUGCUCUGCCUCGCCAUGGCCGCUUCCUCCUCCUCCUCGGCGGCCGCGCUGCGCCCGGUCACUCACCUGAUCUUUGACAUGGACGGGCUGCUGCUGGAUACUGAAUGUCUCUAUUCAAAAGUGUUUGAAGAGAUCUGUGGGCGUUUUGGAAAGACCUAUAGCUGGGAUGUGAAAUCCUUGGUUCUAGGUAGACAAGCCCUAGAAGCAGCAGAGUUUAUUCGAGAUACUCUAGACCUUCCAAUAACUAAAGAAGAGUUAUUAAUUGAAAGUAAAGUGAAGCUGGAGAAGAUAUUCCAUACUGCUGAGUUGAUGCCAGGGGUCAGUAAGCUGAUCCAUCAUUUACACAAACACAAGAUACCCGUAGCUGUUGCCAGCAGCUCAAGCGAAGAGUCAUUUCAGAGAAAAAUAACCAGACACAAAGAUUUUUUUGGUCUUUUUCAUCAUAUUGUGUUGGGAGAUGACCCUGAAUUGAAGCGUGGCAAGCCACAUCCUGAUCCAUUUUUACUCUGUGCAGAGAGAUUUCACCCUCCUGUACCACCAGAGAAGUGUCUUGUGUUUGAAGAUUCACCACAGGGAGUCAAAGGAGCCCUGGCAGCGGGAAUGCAAGUGGUUAUGAUUCCAGAUGAAAGAUUAAAUCCAGAUCUUAAAAAGGAGGCAACACUGGUGCUGAAGUCCAUGGAAGAUUUCCAACCAGAACUGUUUGGUUUACCAGCAUAUGAUUGAUGCCUAAUACCUAUGAACAUGAUCUUGACUGGAGAUAAAUUAAAAGUGAAAUGAAAUUUUAUUUUGGUAUAUGAUUGUUUUUCAUCUUUUAUUCUCUUCCUCAAAACUAUAGCACAAAAAUCCUGUUAACAGUCAGUCUUUUACACAUUGCCUUGGAUAAACUGUCUGGAAUGUUUAUGAUUUGUCCUUUUAAUAAAUACUAAAUUAAAGCAGCAUCUUUCUGUUAAGUGAAUCCAGCCUUGUUCAUAAUGUUUUCUGGAAAUAUUAUGGAACUAUUUAGACAAUUUAUUGUGAUUGCAUUGGAAGCUUCUUGUUCUGUUUCCACUUGAAUUACUUACUGUUUACAUCUUAAUCAGAAAUCUUUUCUGGAUUGCCUUUUAUCCCAUUAAAAUGUUUUUGACACUA